AUGACUCAACCUGUGGGGAAGAGAAUUUUGAAGAUAAUUGAGAAGCAAAAAGAGGUUGCAAAGCAUUGUCUGGUUACUAGGUCUGACAAGUUUCAGUUUCAGGUUCAAUGCAGCAAUGGUAGUGCCUUGGUUGUCGAUUUGGAAUUCAGAACUUGUACAUGUAGGAGGUUUCAACUAUCUGGGCUUCCUUGUGGCCAUGCACUAGCUACUAUCUGGUUCAUGGGAGGUAAUGUCUUUGAUUAUGUCCACGGAUUCUAUAAAAAAGAAUCAUUGCAAAAAGCAUAUGGACAGAGUGUGCAUCCUAUGCCUAGUCCAGAUAUGUGGCCUCAGACAGGACUCAACCCAAUUGAUCCACCACCUGAGAUGAAGCUACCUGGAAGACCUAAGAAAGCUAGGAGAAGGGAGACAGAUGAACCUCCACCUGCUUUAAAGAAAGCUCGAAGAACUCGACAAGUUAAAACAUGCAGCAAUUGUCUGAAAACAGGCCACAGGAGAGAAACAUGCUAA
Molecule: messenger RNA, 507 nt
Organism: Humulus lupulus (European hop)
Lineage: Eukaryota; Viridiplantae; Streptophyta; Magnoliopsida; Rosales; Cannabaceae
Exons: 1
Coding region: 1-507 (168 amino acids)
Molecular function (GO): zinc ion binding
Source: RefSeq, a predicted model, not a curated record